AUGAUGGGCAUAACAUCUGAAGGAAGCGAAUGUGUUAGGAUUUCAAAACUCAGCAAUAACAAGAAAGAAUAUAUGCCUGUGGAACCCAACUUUUGUACUGUUGUGCCAAGAGCAUUGAACUCUUUAUUCCAACAAUGGGAUGCUCAACCCCCAGCAGGAUUGUGGAACAUAAGUGGAGAGCCAUGCACUGGAACUUCCAUCAAUACAACAGAGUUGGAGGAUCCAAUAAAUAAUCCAUCCAUCAAAUGCGAUUGUAACUUCGAAAAUGGCACCACCUGCCACAUCAUUCAAAUGUAA
Ilex paraguariensis (yerba mate) is the source of this 297-nucleotide messenger RNA. NCBI's taxonomy places the organism in Eukaryota, Viridiplantae, Streptophyta, Magnoliopsida, Aquifoliales, Aquifoliaceae. The record is from the annotation of a GenBank genome assembly.